Wasmannia auropunctata (little fire ant) is the source of this 3420-nucleotide messenger RNA. RefSeq lists its product as uncharacterized. The record is from RefSeq and is a predicted model, not a curated record. The coding region runs from base 204 to 3296 and encodes 1030 amino acids. The transcript has 8 exons. NCBI's taxonomy places the organism in Eukaryota, Metazoa, Arthropoda, Insecta, Hymenoptera, Formicidae.
CUUUGGUUAUAUUUAGAACAAGUCCAGUGCGACAAGAUGCACCGCCCGUGGAGAUCCGCGAUUACCCGUGCGUUUCAAAUGUCAUAAUUUUUCGGCAAAAUCAUCCGCGGUUACUGUCCAAAUUUCUCUCGUGUAUCGCCCGUUCUUGCCAGAUUUUCGGUUUUUGUUAUCUCGGUUGAUUUCUAACAUUCUAAGCAUUUAACAUGGGAGACUCAGCUUCGAUAAAAGGACGCUUGACAGUUAAUUCACAGAAGAGAAUGCCAGAUGUAAUACUAUAUACCAGAGAUGUGAUGAUUCCUGUUGUAAAACCUUUUAAGCAGAGCUGCAACAUUCCCAUCCCCGAGAGCAGGGAUCACGUUCCGAGAACACGACAAAUAAACUAUAGAAACAAUCCUCUAUUACUAUUUUCGGAGCCACCCUUGAACAUACUAUACAAUCCAUUGAAAAAUUCGUCCGAGGUAAAAAGAGUCAGCCAUUGGACUGCAGCCAAGAAUCAAAGUAUGAAACAUACUGUUUUUCGCAAGAUCGAUUCUUCAAGCAUCAAGAAAGCCAGUAUUUCGCAAAACUCGUACCCAUCACAGGGAUUAUCUCGCAAGGAGAGAAAUAAUGCAUUACAUUUUCCCAAUACAAUGUUCAUGCAAUUUGAACCAUUGACAGACGACAAAGAUUUGCACAGGGCAAGUUCAAGAUCUAUAAAAUUAUCAAGGAAGUGCGAUCUGUCGCAGAUAAAGGAAAGCCAGACAAAGCACGAAGACACGUUUGCAUUUUUGCCGAAGAUAGAAGUAUCAGUUAGCAGUAUCACGAGCAAACCAAUUGUGUCAUUACCAAGUCAAUCGUUCUACAAUAUUAUAGACACUUCCUCCACAGUGUCAACACAAUCAGUGUCAAGCUUCAAGAUUGGAAAGAAGAAAACAUUUGCAAACAUUGCGGAUAAGAAGAAAUUAACAUCUGGUGUAGCAUUGAAUCAUUUGCAUCCUAGUAACAGCGAAUAUGAAAUAAAUGUUUUACAUUACGAAAAUGAUAUUCUGACAGGGGACAACUCUCCACAGUUUAUGCAAUCACAUUUGAAGUCCACUAACACAAAUUGCAGUUUAGCCAAAGAGAAUGACAAUGAUAAUUUUGCUAACGAGAGAAAUGCAAUAAAAAGUCAAGGAUGGAAUGAGGAUAAAACUGUAGGUCGUGUUAAAUAUUCAUGGGAAAUGGACGAUUGGGUGCCACCUUCAAAAAAAGAGCCCAACAACACACGUGAAAUAAAAUUUGCUGAGAAGAACGGCAAGAGUUAUGACUGUAAAAUAAAAUAUUCCUGGCAAGUUAUUGGAACAAGCACGCAGACAUCGUAUACCUUAUUGCAAGAUUUAUUAAAUAAUACAGAGGACAAUAAAUCCUCAUACAAAAUGUGCAGCAUUAAAUAUUCCUGGCAAAUCAUAGGAAUUAAUACGCAAGCGUCUUUACACGAUUAUAACGAUCCAGAUUAUUGGAGCGGCGUAUUGUUGACACCAAAUAAGAAUUAUAACGAAAACGAAGCUGAAAUUGGCAAUAAUGAAAUAGAUUAUGCUAAAUAUCGAAAAGGAAGACUGAAGAAAUACUUGAUAUUAAACAAUCAGCAGACCCAAACUUUUGCUGAAAAAGAAGUUCAAGCUGGCCCUAACGAUUGCAAUACCAAAUAUUCUUGGCACAACUUAAUUACACAAUAUCUAUCAUUGAUUUUUCUUUCAGAUAUGGAACAAAUUUUAGAAGCGUUGACCAAACAAAAACUAUCAGAUAAAUUGGAGCUGGAGCAAAUCGACAAUUAUGAUGAAUUAUUACGCAGAUACCUAAUAAAGCCAUUAACGCCAAAUAUUUCUAGUAAGAGUUCUGUGAUAUACGAUAACGGUAAUGAAAAGACGAGGAAGGAACUUCUGAUGAGAUUAAUGUAUGCAUUAAAGAAAUUAAAUCAAUGUGAACGAAAUAUCGAUAAAAAGAGCACAGACGUAUCGCGUCUCGAUGUAGAAGAUACUUUGGCACAAAAAGGAAACGUACUGCCACAGAAUGUGGAAGAAAAUAUCAAAGGCAUUAUACAAUCUACACAGGAAUAUAUAGUAAAACUAGAUUAUCAAUUGAAAGAUCUCGACAAUGCUGAUCAGCAGAUAGAAAAUAGUAUGAUGAGAACCUUAAAAGAUAUAGACGGGACGUUUCAAUCUUUGUUAGAUGAUGUGUGCCACGAGAUUAAUAAGAGACGUGAACAGCUGAUACUGGAGACUGAAAUUCACAAACAUGAGAGUCUGAUACCAUUGAGAGCUUGCAGAAGAGAGGUAGAGGCACAGGUGCUGAAUGCACAGAAUAUUAUAUCGAUGAGCGAAGGUAUUCUACAGCAUCCGCAUCGAUACAACGCGAACGGAUUUGGAAAGAUAAUGUCUGCAAGUAAUGAUAUAGGCAGGAUUCCAGCAGUGCCAUAUUCCGAUGAGCUUCCAAAUAUAAACUUUGAUCGUCCAUCGAAUCCAUUGUACAAAGAAGAGAUUGUAGAGCAGAUAUCGAAACUCGGAUCCAUCUCUCGCACAGUACCUGUUCAAAUAAUGAACAUCGAGGAGAGACCAGCGGGCUUAUUCGUUAAAUGGCACAUAACUAAUCCGGAAUACUUCGCCGAGGAACAGACGUUUGUCGUAGAGAAAGCUAACGGAGAGAUUCUCGACCCGGCAUCGAGCAAGUUUGAAACGGUGUACAGAGGAUCCGAGACCUUUUGCUUCAUCAGAAAUAUACCUGUUGGUAAACCAGUUACACUCAGAGUCAGAAUACAAGCAGAUAACGUCGCAAUGAGUGUCCAUCAUGUUACACGAACUUUUAUACCACCAUACAGCUGGGAACUUGACAACAAGAAUUACAUGAUCACCAAUAAUAAAACUGCUGCGAAAGUCACAGAUACUAUAAGCACGCUGUUUUCGCAAGGUCCUCAAUUCGACGAAAAUCACAUAAUUGAAUUUAAGUUUUUAGAAGUUCCGCAAGAAGAAAACGACGACGAAGGUAUCGCGUUGGUUUAUGAUCCGCAAGGUGGUCACGACUCUUUGAAAAGAGCAGCGGCGCUGAUGAUAACGCCUCAAGGCAAGAUCUUCAUGGACGGCGACGAGAAACUGAUGCGCCUGCCGAGAAUGCGUUGCGGUGCGGUCAUCAUGAUCUCUGCCUUCCGGAAAAACGCUCACGUGUUGCGAGUGAAUAUCGAGUCUGAAAACAAAUGCGUCACGUAUGAUUGGCGCGUACAAACGCCGCUGUAUCUUGCCGCCCGGUUUACAGAGCCGAAAAAGUGGCGUCUAACGAUCGAGUGAGAAAAUACGCACGAGAUCGAGAGCGGGAAUACGCAAUUUAUUUUUAUUACAGAACACACAAAACACAAUAUGUAAUAUUUUGUGGCAAUAAAGGGAAAGUGCCUUACGUCGCAUUCAACCGGAA